AUGUUAUGGGCUGCAGGACACAUCAAGGAGAAUGAUUACCAAGGUGAUUCUUUUAAAAGAAGAGCAAGAUGCUGGUGUGUUUCUCAAAGGAGGUACAUCAACUGUACUGAAUCAGUUGGCCCUGGCAUCCAUCAGUCAUCCCACCAAGAGCAAUAUGGAGACAUAGCAAUGCGUGAUGGCCACAUGGGUGCUGGAGUAAAAUAUACCCUCUAUGCCAUUCCAACAUACUAUCAGAGUGACAUCCUUCAUAAAGGAGAACAAAUCCAUGGUAACAUCGAGAGAGAGCAAAGCUCCAGAGGGAGAAUCAGAGAACAGACAGGAUGGGACAAUCAGGAAGUGGUUAAAAUUACAAUUCCACGAGGAGUGAAAUAUGAUGAAUUGGUGCCGGAUUUGAUCCAGAGCAAAUGCAAUUUUUCCUUAAGCCUCUAUGCACCAGGAGCUGGAGUUAAAAAGGUGAAACUGGUAAAGGUGAUCAAGAAAGCAAGUGAUAGCUGCCAGGAAACUCUUGACCUCCUGAGACUCCACUCAGACCCAGGUGUGAUGACCCAAGGGAAGUUGGACAAGGUGAAAGGUCUGGAGCUAGAAGAGAGGUGUGCAGACCCCUCCCCAGAUAAGCCCAACAAUGUAAGCACCCUUCUGGAAUUGUUCCCCAAGGUAUUAUGCCUGGAUGGCCAGGAGCUACCACGACCUGGUAUCUGUGAUGCUGAAAACAACAAGAAAUUUCCAACCUGUAAGGAGAGCAUCUUAGGAUCUGAGACACUGCAGAAGCUACUCAUGAAAUUUCUGACACAGUGUUACUGGAUCUACAACUAUGGGGAUCAGCAGGGUCUCCUGGGUGCUUACCACAAUGAGGCCUGCUUCUCACUCACCAUUCUCUUUAACCCUGAGGACCCUCAUUCAAGCAGUUUGGUCAAGAAUGCCACAGAUAGCAGGGAUAUGGAGAAAUGCAAGGGCCCUGACUUGAUGUCUCAUUUGCUGAAACACAAAACAUGA
Molecule: messenger RNA, 993 nt
Organism: Chrysochloris asiatica (Cape golden mole)
Lineage: Eukaryota; Metazoa; Chordata; Mammalia; Afrosoricida; Chrysochloridae
Product: nuclear RNA export factor 3-like
Exons: 3
Coding region: 1-993 (330 amino acids)
Biological process (GO): poly(A)+ mRNA export from nucleus
Cellular component (GO): nucleus
Molecular function (GO): RNA binding
Source: RefSeq, a predicted model, not a curated record